Messenger RNA from Ogataea polymorpha, 1476 nucleotides. RefSeq lists its product as uncharacterized. Lineage: Eukaryota; Fungi; Ascomycota; Pichiomycetes; Pichiales; Pichiaceae. Gene Ontology annotation, biological process: carbohydrate transport; transmembrane transport. The transcript has a single exon. Bases 1 to 1476 code for a protein of 491 amino acids. The record is from RefSeq and is a predicted model, not a curated record. Gene Ontology annotation, cellular component: membrane. Gene Ontology annotation, molecular function: carbohydrate:proton symporter activity.
AUGGCAACUAGUAGAAGAAUACCAAAGUCCCAAGGCGCGUUGACUGCCGUCAGUCUCUUGAUGGCCGUUUGUUUCCCAACCGCUUUUGGCUAUGAUUCUCUCAUGAUGUCUUCCUUGAAUGCACUGCCAAUGUACAAGGACUAUUUUGGAAUCACAGAUGCCACCUCCAACUUGAACACAGCGUCCAUGUGGAUAGGUCAGAUAGUGUCAGUGCUUAGUGUGCAGUAUUUCGCAGACCGUUUUGGCCGGCGGCCCUGCGCUAUCGGAAGCAUGCUUAUUGUCAGCUUAGGAAUCAUUCUACAGUCUGCAGCACAGAAUGUUGCAAUGUUUGUGAUUGGAAGAAUAAUUCUGGGGCUUGGGUUUGGAAUCGGAGCAGUUUCGGUCAGCGUUCUGGUUGCAGAGUUGACGCCGCGUAAAUGGAGAACAACGAUCACUGGUCUAUUUUUUACCAACUUCUUAUUGGGAGCCUUGAUUGCAUCGGCAGUGACAUACGGCUCCAUGGAUAUUCAGUCCACAUGGUGUUGGAGACUUCCUUCUGUUGUUCAGUCCAUCCCUUUGCUCUGCUCCUUUGUUUUUGUUUGGUUUUCACCGGAAUCUCCUAGAUUUCUGAUCUUGAAAGGCCGCGAAGAAGAAGCAAGGGAAAUUCUGGCCAUUGUCGAGAACACCACUCCGUAUGGUGAGGUUGUUGAGGACAUUGUUCUAAAAGGUAUGGAAGAAAGUGGGGACAAUCGUUCCCAGUUCAUUGUCUGGGGAGAGAUUCUUGCUACAGCCCCAGGAAGACGGAGAAUGCUUAUUUUAUUCAUCCAGUCAGCCAUAAUUGAGUUUGGCGGAUCGUCUGUUUGCUCAUAUUACCAGUCGCUUUUGCUGGGGCAGGCAGGAAUCACAGAUACAAAACAAAAGCUACAGGUGGGCAUUGUGUCUACCGUGUGGUGUCUCGUGUGGUCGAUUGCUGGCUCCUUUUCUUUCGAUCGGCUGGGUAGGAAACCAAUGGCUAUCGGGUCACUGUUUGGAAUGUUGAUUUCGUUUUUCAUAAUGGGUGCACUGAUGAAGACAUACAUGGAUGGCUCGAGCGUGUCGCCGUAUGGAACUGUUGCAAUGAUGUUUAUUUUCCAGAUGUUUUACUCUUUCACAUUUACACCAAUAGACUACCUUCAUUCGCCCGAGAUCUGGUCCACUAAGUACCGUGCUGCUGGAGUGGCAUGGUAUUCGCUUUCCAACAGCUGUCUUGGUCUGCUUUCUACCUUUACUCUGUCCAUCGCAAUGAGCAAUAUGUCCUACAAGUUUUAUUUUGUCAACGCGGGCAUCGAUCUCGUGUUUGUCCCUCUUGUGUACUUCAUAUGUGUUGAAACGAAGGGAAUCAAGCUGGACGAUGUGGAAAAUCUUUUUAUUUCAGCGCCAUACGGCAAAUUUGGCAACAGUUUUUUUGUGCCCGAAGACAUCGUCCAGGUGGAAGUUCUCGCUGCCGCAAAGAGCUAA